AUGCAGAUAACUUUACCUGUGGUACAGGAAGUCAUGGGCUUAAUCCCAAUCACUGGUGCUGGGCUGAAGGCUGCGAUCAGUGGAUUUCUGGCUGUUCUUAAAGAUAUAGAUCAACAUGCCCAGAACAAAGCUGGCUUGAGUGCUCUCACUUGUCUGUUGUAUGAUCUCAGCUGCCAUUUGAUCAAUGCCCCAACUGCUUGGACUCCCAGUGAAACAGCAGGUUCUCAUCCCAAAUGGACACUCAAGCUGUGGUCGAUGCAACAGGACGGGAACACAACAUGUUACUUGAUCAGUGUAACUCCUUCAAUUGACUGGUUGCCUUUCCUGCCCAGCAUUCUCAACCAAUGUCAGCCAGAUGAAGCUCAGAUCCAACAGUGGUAUAUUAACAGGGGUCAAUAUGAUUUCAUGAUCAACAAUGGCAUGAAUAUAACCAAACUGAUAAGGGAAUGUGAUGCUUGGACAGCUAUUCAGCCAGGGACUAAGAUUGUCAUGAGGGUUAUUAUGGAAGAAGUUGUCAGGAUGUUUUCUGCAAGGUGUCAAUGCUGCUGUGGAACUGGGAACAAGUUGGAGGUUGACAUGGCCACAGUCUUGAAUGCAUUUAAAAAUGGUUGGGCCAUGACAUGGUAUCUAGUUUCCUUCUACAGCAUGGCAGGGGCUUAUGAUGGACUGGAAGCUACCACUGCCAGUGACAAUUUCAGGUUAUAA
Molecule: messenger RNA, 705 nt
Organism: Pisolithus orientalis
Lineage: Eukaryota; Fungi; Basidiomycota; Agaricomycetes; Boletales; Pisolithaceae
Exons: 5
Coding region: 1-705 (234 amino acids)
Source: RefSeq, a predicted model, not a curated record